AUGGCGCUGCCGGCCAGCCCCGUCCCUUUAGCGGACCAAUCAGCAGGGGCUACCACUGUGCCAUCGGGUUCUGCAGCACCGCAAUCCACCCCUAGUAGUUGCCAAUUAACGGCAGCUUCCAGGAUUUGGACCAGCCAGAGCCGACUGCACAUCGCCCAGUAUUUUAUCGCUGCUCGUCACUCUGCAUCGUCACAGCCCUCUGCCCUCUGCCCUCUGCCCUCUGCCCUCUCCUGCUAUUGUCCUGCCGGUAGCUGGGCCUCUGCUCGUCGCCCUUGCUGGACCCUCGCAUGGCGCUCCUAUGAUGCUGACCCGCCGCCAAAUCUUCGCCUGUCGCAGUCGUGUAAAUCGCCUCGAGACGCGAUGGAGAGGAAGCGGAAGCUCCCCGCGAGGACUUCGGCCCGCGUUGAAAACGCCAACAAACGUCGGAAUUUGACGCCCCGUCAGGAACGAUCCGUCACUCCAGCUCCUCCUCCUCCUCCUCCAGAGCCAGAGCCCGUCGUGGUCAAAGAGCCAACGCCGCCGCCGCCGCCGCUGCCGACCUCGAUCCAGCCAGGAAAGCCGCUGCCAACCGUAGAGAGCGCGCAGCCCGGCGACCUGUCUGCCAAAGACUAUCAAUCCGUUCUAGAAAGCGGCGUUCUCGCAGAAUCUCUUUCUCGGUCUCGAUAUCGAUGGAUCAACGAUGGACUCUUUGAAAAGUUUUGGACCAAGCCUCACAAGCGCAAGGGUGUCGUUAACGAGGACCCAAAAAAUCCUCCCAAGGACAGCAUGACCAAAGUCGGCUCAGUUACCAUUACUAUUGAGCCUCAUAUAGUCGAAGCCACCAUGUUCGUCGUCAAGGAAGCCAAGCGUGCUCCCCCACCUCGACCACCGCAGCAGAUUUCAAAACCGCCGCCAGUGACUCAAACACAAGCUCAAUCGCAACCACAACCGUUGGCCCGACCAGUUCUCCAGUAUGGCCCUCCAAAUGGCUCUAUGCCGCCCCCGCCUGGGCCUGGAUCGUCGACACCAAGCCAAACUCCAAUUGCAGCUACCACGCCAAAGCCUGCUGCUACCCCGAGUGCUGCUCCAAGUCCUUCUCAACGACCACCGCCACCGUCACCGAGCGUUUCAGCACCUCAGCCGACACCAUCGCCGCUCACGACGAUCAAUGUAGCCACGUCACCAUCGCCAGGCCCAGCAUUUUCUGCGCAACAGCCCGCUGCGCCUCCUCCUGCAACUCCACAGCCUCCUCCGGCAGCUGCACCGCUGCCCCUUGCUCGACCACCUCAGGCGCCUCAACCGCCCGCGAAUCCCGGGCCGGCACAGCAGCAGCAAGCUCGCACACCGUUGGCAAGGCCGCCUCCGCCUCCGCCGCUAAUUAUACCGGCCAAUAAUCCACGACCACCCAAUGCAAAACCUGUUCCCAACGACCCGGUCAUUGCCCUGCUUGCGCAAAAGGCCUCGGGGGACCCUGAGCUGCGUGACCUGAUGAAAAGAGUGGCCGUGGGCCAGGCUAGGCAAGGAGAACUUGAUCGUUUCCAGAAGAUCAUUGAUCAACUGAAUGCCGAGUAUCGUCGGAGUGGUGGACAGCAGGGUCCUUCGGCCGACAGGCUGCUUGUGGAUGGAAGAACCGUCAAGUACUUUGCAGACGAAGUGCGGACUAUUCUUGACAUUGUCCUAGCGUCCAACCCUCGUCAGAGGUCAAGCGAGUUGAGACCACCGCCAAGGAGCGACCCCCUCGUGGUAAUGCUCGUAAAGACGGCCUUGGAAGACCCCAAGACUAACGACAUGAUUCGGCGUAUCGCGGGAGGCACCCCUGGUUUUACGGAUGCGACCGACCUCAAGGAAAUUCUUGACCGCCUUCACAGAGAAGCAAAGCCUGCGCCGCAGACGCUGUCUACCCCUGUCUCUGCAAAGCAGCAGCCUGGCGAUGCUCUCAAUGGCCAAGCAAGGACUUCGAACCCCCCAACGCCUCAGCAGGCAAAUCCCCAAGCGCUACGUUCAAAGGGGCCUCCCCCUGCACCGAAACCCGAUAUUUCUGCCGUGGUGUUUGAUUUUGGAAACGGGGAUCGUUACUUGUUUCCUAAAUUCAGCAUCCUGGAGUAUCUUCCCACCCCAUCCGGCCAGGAGGUGGUUGCGUCCUUCCUCAUCGUGCGCAAGGGCAGCAUGUCCGAGUAUGGAGGAGACCCCGAGCUGGACUACUAUCAGCCCGUCACAAUCCGCAUUUCUACAAGCACUGGCCGCUAUCUAGAGAAUCUGAUGCGAGUAGUGGCGCCUCAAGAUGAGGUACGGCGUUAUAUGGAUGACGUGAUGGACAACAUGACACGAGCCGAAUAUGUGCUCCUGGCAAUGCAAUUGCCAAGGGUCUCUAAAGAUGAAAAGGCAAACGGGGCACCUGAAGAGCCCAAGGCCAACGGGGCUACGCUCAAGGUCGAGACGGACUCUGAUCAGCCCGUGGGGGUGAAACCUUCGGUUCUGUGGGCAAAGACAGCUAACCCUGCCAAACAGUUGAAGUUUUUCAAACCACAUGAUCCAGAGGAGGAGAACGAAGCCAAAUACAAGCGCCUCAUUCAAUCAGUGACGGCGAAAGAUGCUUAG
This is a messenger RNA of Trichoderma gamsii, 2577 nucleotides long. RefSeq lists its product as hypothetical. The transcript has 2 exons. Gene Ontology annotation, cellular component: Swr1 complex. Gene Ontology annotation, biological process: chromatin remodeling. NCBI's taxonomy places the organism in Eukaryota, Fungi, Ascomycota, Sordariomycetes, Hypocreales, Hypocreaceae. The record is from RefSeq and is a predicted model, not a curated record. Bases 1 to 2577 code for a protein of 858 amino acids. Gene Ontology annotation, molecular function: ATP-dependent H2AZ histone chaperone activity.